AUGGAUCCCUCCCCGUUGAGACUGCAUCAUGGAACGAUGCCUGCUCCUGACAACAACUUCUUGCAGCAUGAAAGAAACUUGAAGACCCGAAUCAGAAAAGAAAAGAUGCAAACAAAGCAGCCGAGGAAAUGGAUGAAGAUCACAGGGAGCAGGGAGCCACUCCGGCGGCAAGUACAGCUUUCCUUGUUAUUCUCUUUGUUCUGCCUGACAAUGUCGGAAGAGGUCUGGUAUUCAAUUCCUGAGGAAAGGGAGAAGGGUUCUCUUGUGGGAAAUCUGGCCACGGAUUUGGGUCUGAGUAAGAGAGACCUGGUGAAGAGGAAGCUCCGUAUUGUUUCUGCAGCUAAUGCUCAGUUCUUUACUGUGAAUGAGGAACAUGGAGACUUCUAUGUCAGAGACCAAAUAGAUCGAGAAGCAAUCUGUGGGAAAUCACCCAGUUGUGUCCUUAACUUUGAAACUGUGGUUGAAAACCCUCUAAAUGUUUUUCAUAUAAGCAUCACCAUAGAGGAUAUUAAUGAUAAUGCACCACAAUUUUUAAAAGAUGAUAUCAAGCUAGAAAUAAGUGAAUCUAGCUUGACUGGAGCCAUAUUCCCCCUUGAAAGUGCUGAAGAUCCUGACGUUGGGAUAAAUUCUCUGCAAAAUUACCAGCUGAGCAGUAAUCAGUACUUCACCUUGGAAGUUAAAGAAAGUCCAGAUGGAAAUAAAUACCCUAUUUUAGUGCAAAGCAAACCUCUGGAUCGGGAAAGUGAGCACAGCCUCCACUUGGUCCUUACAGGCCUGGAUGGUGGAGAACCAAGAAAAACUGGAACAGCCCAGAUAUGGAUUAAUGUCACUGAUGCCAAUGACAACCCACCUGUUUUCACUGAGGAAGUCUAUAAACUCAGCCUAAAAGAGAGUGCACCAAAAGGAUCGUUAGUGAUCCAGGUGAAAGCCUCAGAUGCAGAUGAAGGUCCUUAUGCACAGAUAAGAUACAGUUUUAGCAAUAUCCCAGCUAAAGCAAGACAGAAAUUCAGCCUGGAUCCUGAAAGUGGAGCAAUUUUACUUAGGGAGACUUUAGACUUUGAAGAAUCCAGAAGCUAUAUGAUGUUAGUGGAAGCCAAAGAUGGUGGUGGACUACUGGCACAUUGUAAAGUCGAGAUUGAUGUUCUGGAUGAGAAUGAUAAUGCUCCAGAGAUUUUGCUAACAUCUAUGUUUAGUCCAGUUCCUGAAGACUCUCUACCAGGAACUGUGAUAGCUUUGAUCAAUGUGGAUGAUAGAGAUGAAGGAGAAAAUGGGAAGGUUACUUGCCACAUACAAUAUAAUUUGCCUUUUAAAAUUCUUUCUUCAUCUAACAGUUACUACAAGCUACUUACAGAGAGCCCGCUAGACAGAGAAAAAGCCUCAGGAUACAACAUCACAAUCACGGCCACCGACAAAGGUAGCCCCCCUCUCUCCUCCAACAAAACCAUCUCCCUGCAGAUUUCAGACAUCAAUGACAACCCCCCUGCCUUUGAAAAAUCAACCUACAGUGUCUUUGUGCCUGAAAACAAUCCCUCAGGUGCCUCCAUUUUUGCCCUCAAAGCCUCGGACCCGGAUCUGAACCGCAACUCACGUAUCACUUACUCCAUCCUCAACAGCAACAUGGAGGAGCUGCCUCUCUCCUCUUACGUCUCCAUCAACUCUGAGACGGGAACUAUCUAUGCACAGCGCUCCUUUGACUAUGAGCAAUUCCGGGAGUUUCAGAUCCAAGUAAAGGCCCAAGAUGGCGGCUCUCCCUCUCUCAGCAACAACGCCACCGUGUGGGUGUACAUUUUGGAUCAGAACGAUAACAGCCCUCGCGUUCUGUAUCCUUUCCCAGGUGCUGAGGGCUCUGCCUUGUUUGAGAUGGUUCCUCACUCGGCAGAGCCAGGCUACCUGGUGACCAAAGUGGUGGCUGUGGACGCGGACUCUGGGCACAAUGCCUGGCUCUCCUACCAAGUGCUGCAGGCCACAGAGCCGGCCCUCUUCACCAUUGGGACCCACACGGGAGAGAUCAGGACGUCACGAGCCCUUCUGGAGAAAGAUGCUGUGAAACAGAAGCUGGUCAUCUUGGUGAAGGACAAUGGGAAGGCUCCGCUCUCAGCUACUGUGGUCCUCAACCUUGUGGUUGCCGAGAACUUCCAAGAGGCACUUCCGGAAAUGAGCAAACCAGCCAUUGACUCUAAGUAUCAGUCUGAUAUGAAUGCCAUUUUAGUUAUAGCCUUGGCUUUGGUCUCAUUCUUAUUCCUUUUUACAGUCUUAACAGUUUUAAUACUUAAAUGUCGGAGACAGAGAAGCCCAACAGUGCUUGGAUCCUACAAUACUGACUUGUACUCUAGCUUGGGACACAAAUUUUCCUGCAAUUACAAUAAUGGGACAUUGACAUUGCCCUAUUCAUAUGAAGUAUGCUUAGCGUCUAAGGCAGACCGGAAUGAGUUUGCCUUUCUGAAACCAAACCCCUCAGUGGCCACAGAUGAUCCCAUUCUGAAGGACGAUUCUGGAAUUGGGAAUGAAUCUCUGGGUGAAAAUCUCAUCCCUGAUAACAGUGUACAGGUGAGAAUCACAGAUACAUUUUAA
Molecule: messenger RNA, 2571 nt
Organism: Podarcis lilfordi (Lilford's wall lizard)
Lineage: Eukaryota; Metazoa; Chordata; Lepidosauria; Squamata; Lacertidae
Source: the annotation of a GenBank genome assembly